AAUGGCUUUCGCGUCGUGCAUUCUUGCUCUAUUCAAAGAUGAAGUUCUUACUCUUUAUGGUUAUUGCCACAUUCGUGCUGGCAGUAAAAUGUCAAAAUUUGACGGAAGUCGUACAAACAAAUAAAGGACCCGUUCAAGGACUCACAUUGACCACCGUGUAUCACCAAAAAGCGUAUUCUGCUUUCUUUGGGAUUCCCUUUGCAAAACCACCUGUAGGCGACCUGAGAUUUCAGGCACCUGUUGAACCAAAUUCCUGGUCGGAGGUGUUAAAUGCAACACGGGAAAGUCCAGCGUGCCUACAAGCACGACCACCUAAAUAUGUAGUUGAAGGAAACGAAGACUGUCUAUACCUGAACGUGUACACUCCUCUGCUGCAUUUCACAAACAUUAAGCCACUAAAACCGGUACUGGUUUGGGUAUAUGGCGGUGCAUUCGAAGGGGGAAGUACUGCUAAGAGUGUAUAUGGACCUGAUAGGUUCCUGGAGGAAGACGUAAUCAUGGUCGACAUGAACUACCGUGUCAAUGCUUUAGGAUUUCUGUCAUUGGGGAUUCCUGGUGCAACAGGAAAUCAAGGUUUGAAGGAUCAGAAUCUGGCUAUGCGAUGGGUGCAAAAGAACAUCGCCAAGUUCGGUGGUGAUCCUAAACGUGUAACUAUAAUGGGUCAGAGUGCUGGUGGUGUGUCGAUAACGUAUCACAUCAUAUCGCCUAAAUCACGAGGUUUGUUCCAAAGAGCCAUAGUUCAAAGUGGUUCAGUUUUGUCCGCCUGGGGAUACAAGCCACCAAACGCUGCUCGAUGGUCUGCUUAUGAGUUGGCUAAACGUUUGAACAUUACUGUCAAGAGUGACUCUGAUCUGCUAGCCUCUUUGAAAGUAGCUGAUCUCGGGUCUCUUGUAAAGGCAGUUGGGACUAUGAGCAAUAGCGAACUACCGAUUCCUCUGAGAAUAGCAUUCGUGCCUACGUCUGAAAGUGGAAACGAUGCCUUCAUAAGUGACUGUCCAAUAUCGUACUUUGAAUCUGGGAACUUCAAUCACGUGCCUACGAUGCUUGGUUACACAGCGGAAGAGACAAUUUUGUUCGCAACAGGAUUAGAUAAUGUACGUUACGAUGUGCAACAGAAGUUACUGAGUCUUACUAAGGUACUAGAUCCGACAGGCCACAAUAAUCUCGCCAUAAACGUGGUUAACUCUAUUUUGAACGACACUGUAUGGGAGAUCAUAAAGGCCUCAUCUAUAUACGCCUUCUCUGGGCCAGUUGAUCUCACGCAAAGGUAUUUGGUCAAGCACAAUGGUAAUAAACCAGUUUAUUUCUAUCGACUGUCGUACCGUUCGAAUGAGAAUUUCCACUUCAAAAUUAAUCCUCACAUAAACGGUACAUCUCAUGGCGACGAUCAACCUUUCUUAUUCCACAUGGAGAACCUUCCCACCGAUCCAAACAAUCAGUUCAAUCGAUACUCCAAGCGGGUAGUUUCGAUGUGGGCAAACUUCAUAAAGAGUGGCAAUCCUACUCCGCCUAAUUCCAACGUGAGUGGUGGACGCUGGACAACGUCAGGAAAUCAGGGAUUACAGCUCGAUAUAGGAAACGGCAAAUUUGUAAUGAAAAAUCGUUUUAUCGUUUCACGGGAUGCAACGAUUUUAAAGGCUUAUUACAAUGGAUUACCUGUUACAUCUGAGUGUAAGAAUUAUCCUUUCGGCAAUCGCAGAACUGCACUAAGCGUGUCGCACCGUUCAUACUUACUUCGAGCAAAGAUGAAGCGCUUACUCUUGGUGGUCAUUGCUAUCUUUGCAACGGCAGUAAAAUGUCAGAAUUUUACGGAAGUCGUAUACACGGAGAAAGGACCGAUUCGAGGAGCCAUUUUCAAGACUGUGUAUAAUAAGAUGCCGUUUUCUGGAUUUCUUGGGAUCCCCUACGCGGAACCACCCCUAAGUAAACUCAGAUUCGAGCCCCCUGUUGAAAUUGGUUCCUGGAAGGAAGUGUUGAAUACUACAGAGGAUAAUCGAGGGUGUCCACAGUUACAGUUUAGUUCAUUUAUUGGAAACGAAGACUGUCUAUACUUGAACGUAUACACACCAGCGUUGGAAUUCGGCAAGUUUCCCAAAUUGAAACCUGUUGUUGUUUGGAUUCACGGAGGUGGAUUCACAACUGGUACCGGUGCUAAGAAUGUAUAUGGACCUGACAGAUUAUUAGAGAAAGACCUUGUUACAGUGGCCAUGAACUACCGUCUUGGUCCUUUUGGAUUUCUGUCAUUGGGGAUUCCUGGUGCAACAGGAAAUCAAGGUUUGAAGGAUCAGAAUCUGGCUCUGCAAUGGGUGCAAAAGAACAUCGCCAAGUUCGGUGGUGAUCCUAAUCGUGUAACUAUAAUGGGUGAGAGCGCUGGUGCUGUAUCGAUGACGUAUCACAUGAUAUCGCCUAAAUCGCGAGGUUUGUUCCAUCAAGUCAUAGUUCAAAGUGGUUCAGCUUUGGCUCCGUGGGGAUACAAGUCGCCAACAGCGUCUAAAUGGACUGCCUAUGAGUUGGCUAAACGUAUAAAUAUUACUGCUAAGACUGACUCUGAUGUUCUGGCCGCUCUGAAAAAAGCUGAUGUCAAGGCUCUUGUAACGGAAGCGACGAAUAUGACGAACGAAGAACUGCCGAUUCCUCUGAGAAUAGCAUUCGUGCCUACGUCUGAAACCGGAGAUGAUGCCUUCAUAGAUGAUUGUCCUUUAUCGUACUUCCAAUCUGGAAACUACAGUCGGGUGCCUACGUUGUUAGGUUACACUGCGGAAGAGACAAUUUUGUACACGAUAGGAUUAGAUAAUGUACGUUACGAAGUGCAAGAGAAGUUACUGAGUCUUACUAAGGUACUAGAUCCGACAGGCCACAAUAAUCUCGCCAUAAACGUGGUUAACUCUAUUUUGAACGACACUGUAUGGGAGAUCAUAAAGGCUUCGUCUGUAUACGACUUCUCCGGGCCAGUAGAUCUCACGCAAAGAUUUUUGACCAGGUACAAUGAUGCUGAACCUGCUUAUUUCUAUCGUCUGUCGUACAAUACGAAUCAUAAUUAUCACAAAGUGGCGAAUCCGCAUAUAAACGGUACGUCUCAUGCUGACGAUCUUCCUUUAAUAUUUUACUUCAUCGGAGAUUCCACAGAUCCGUCGGAUCCAUACAAUAUAUACUGCGAUAGGGUCAUUACGUUGUGGGCGAACUUCAUAAAGUAUGGAAAUCCUACUCCGUCGAUAUCUAACCUGGACGGUACACACUGGCAACCAUCAGGAGAGCAAGGAUUGCAACUAGACAUCGGUAACGAAAAAUUUCUAAUGCACGACCGGUUUAUCGUUUCCCGAGACGCGUUGGUACAGCAAAUCUAUUACGAUGGUUUACCUGUUACGACUCAGUGCAAGAAUUAUAACUUCAGCUCUCCGAGCGUGUACUAAUUAAAAGAAACUGUCAGCAGGCAUUGUCUUAACUCUAAAGAGUAGCAAAAUACAUUUUGCAAAAGAAUUUAUGCGCUUUGACAAUAUUGUAACUGCAUUAAAAAAACUUGUGAUAUACCAGAGGAAGUAUUUAUAGAUCCCAAUGGUUUCUCUAGCGAAAUACAAAACAUCUAAAAUAAUAUUUGUUAAUCUUGUGAUUACAGUGUAAUAAAAUUUUAUGUAUGUUAUUGGAAAUAUAUUAAAUAAUAUUGAAGUA
Molecule: messenger RNA, 3666 nt
Organism: Colletes gigas
Lineage: Eukaryota; Metazoa; Arthropoda; Insecta; Hymenoptera; Colletidae
Exons: 20
Coding region: 39-3410 (1123 amino acids)
Source: RefSeq, a predicted model, not a curated record